Messenger RNA from Leopardus geoffroyi (Geoffroy's cat), 8074 nucleotides. It is a transcript of the gene TOR1AIP1, whose product is annotated as torsin 1A interacting protein 1. The coding region runs from base 4638 to 6482 and encodes 614 amino acids. NCBI's taxonomy places the organism in Eukaryota, Metazoa, Chordata, Mammalia, Carnivora, Felidae. Gene Ontology annotation, biological process: nuclear membrane organization. The record is from RefSeq and is a predicted model, not a curated record. Gene Ontology annotation, cellular component: nuclear membrane. Gene Ontology annotation, molecular function: ATPase activator activity. The transcript is spliced from 12 exons.
CUGGUAGUCGGCCCGCCCCUCCUCCUCCCCAGUCUGCACGCCCCUCUCUCCACUCCCCACCCGCUGGCCAAUGCCAGGGUGAGAGGCGUGGCGAAUGUGCACCACAGAACCGCCUGGGACCAUUAUCCCUGCAAUCCUACAAUAAAGCGCGCAUCUCUGCAAGACACCGGGGAACAACCCAUGGAACCAGUACUGUGAGGGCACUACCCAAUAAUGCCCAGUACCAGUUAGACGUGGCUUGGAACUUGGCCUCUACCUUUACAAGGUGAGUGUCCUCAAACGAGUUGCUUAAUCUAACCCUCAGUCUGCUCCUGUCAAACGGGGACAAGGCUACUUACAAACCUCAUUUGUCCGUAAACAUGCUAAUGUACCUAACGGUACCUGCUAAGUUAUAGUAAUAAAUGACGAAAAAUAGCUAUUAUUUUGGUCAAUCCCAUAAAUGUGCAGAUUGAGAGAUGGCAAGGAAUUUAGCGAAGAACACACGAUUGGUUAGGGGCAAAUAAGUCUAAAACUUCUGUACCUGACGUACACUAACUCAAAACAACACAGAAGAAACCUACUCUCCUAAAGCUCAAUUUCCCUUUCCUCUUUUUUUUUCUAUAACACUUCUGACCAAAACACUAUUUUACUUUGUUUUUUAUCUGACCCCCGUGGAAUAUAAACUCCAAGGCAGGGAGGGUUGUCUUUGGUCUACUCUUUCACUACCAUAUCCCCAGUACCUAGAAGAGGGAUUGUGUAGUACAUUUCAGAAGAUAAACAUUUAUUCGAUUAAUGAUUCUUUAUGUGGUGGUGAUUUUUGGUGCCUUCAUUUCUCAAUCAUUCUCUUUCAGCAAAAGUCACAGGAUUCCUAAAUACUGUUUAAUAAUUGACUGCAAUUUCUAAAUCAAUAAAGAAUAAGUGGAACAGUAUUUACUAUAUCCUACUCAUUUCAUUGAAUUUAACUUCACUUAAUUUCAGUAUAACACUUCCAGCUAGACAUUUUCAUUUGCAGUAACUGUCUAAAAUACUUUCCAUUUACUUGUGAGAAUGGGAAAUAAAUGGAGUUGGCUACUAUUUCUUGAACUUGCUUUAAUAUUUUAAUUUUUUCCUUAUUAGAAAAGAAGUGUUGGGGCCCCUGGGUGGCUCAGUAGGUUAAGUGUCUGACUUCGGCUCAGGUCAUGAUCUCACAGUUCAUGGGUUCAAGCCCCUCGUCGGGCUCUGUGCUGACAACUCAGAGCCUGGAGCCUGCUUCAGAUUCUGUGUCUCCCUCUCUCUCUGCCCCUCCCCUGUUCAUACUCGGUCUCUCUUCAAAAAUAAAUAAAAUGUUAAAAAAAAAAAAAAAAAAAAGGAACAGUGUUGCCUUUCUGCUAAGGUAAUAGAGUUAUUUUCCUAUCUGACCAGAUAGGUGAUGAUGCACAAUGAAUUGAUAAAUGCUUUCUAAGUAACUAGAUUUCUGCUUACCCUAAAAACAAAAACAAACUUCAUAUACAAAAAUUACAUUAUUUUAAAAUAAACUGUGUCCUUUAAAAUAGCUGCUUUUUGGGGCGCCUGGGUGGCGCAGUCGGUUAAGCGUCCUACUUCAGCCAGGUCACGAUCUCGCAGUCCGUGAGUUCGAGCCCCGCGUCAGGCUCUGGGCUGAUGGCUCAGAGCCUGGAGCCUGUUUCCGAUUCUGUGUCUCCCUCUCUCUCUGCCCCUCCCCCGUUCAUGCACUGUCUCUCUCUGUCCCAAAAAUAAAUAAAUGUUGAAAAAAAAAAUUAAAAUAGCUGCUUUAAGGGUGCUCGGGUAGCUCAGUCACUUAAGUGUCCAAUUGGGUUCAGGUCAUGAUCUCACGGUUCAUGGGUUCGAGCCUGCAUUGGGCUCCAAGCUGCCAGCGCAGAGACUGCUUGGAAUUAUAGCUCUCUUCCUCUCUGCCUCUUCCCAACUCACACUUUCUCUCAAAAUAAAUCCAUAAACUUAAAAAAAUAAAGAGAAGAGCGGUUUUAGAAAUCCAGCGUCAACAACACUAGAUUUCUAGACUCAGGCAUAACAGCUAGGUAUACAAAUUGAUGCCAUUUAAUCUGAAUUAUAAUUUUUAAUAGAGAUCUUCCCUCAUAUAUGGCAAAUACCCUAAGGCUAAAGAAUACACUCAUUAAUUUUUCAUAUAUUUAUCAAACAUCUAUGUUGGUACAGAAUAAAUGUUUGAUAAAUAUAUGAAUUAAAUGAGUGUAUUCUUUGUUAUAAUCAUUUCUUCUCUAACCUGUCUUCUCUUUUGAGCCACUGAAUUCCUCCACAUUUCUCACGUUCCCAAAGUAAUUGUUUAACAACCAGAGCUCAUGCCCCCUCUUGGUAAUGGUGACCCAGCAAACCCCUUCCACUACUGGCUAUGAAUCUACUGCCUCUAACGUCAGGUCUUUUGGGGCCACUCUUACAGUUUGGAAAACAUCUACAACAGAAUAUCUGGUUUCAUAAGAGUUUAGCCUCACUUCACAGUUAGUGAUGAAAGUUGGUGUUUGUAAGACUGCUAGGAGUGGGAGACAAUCCUAGCCUAUGCCAGGGCUAGGAUUAUGGAUUAUUGUCUAGACCAAAGAGGGAAAACCCUAAGCAAAUAUGUGUUAAUGUUAAAGCUACCAUGCCUCUGACUUUACUUAAUGUUCUCAUGAUUUGUUUCUUUGGAAAGUGAAAGCCAUUAGUUUCUUUCCUAAGCUUUUACAAGCAUUUUAAAAUUUCAAAACACCACCAUACUGAUUAUUCAACAGGUAGAACCUCUCAUCUUCUCUGAUUAUUCAGCAACAUGUAGAACUUCUUGUCCUUUGUUUUUAAAUAUGUCCCCAAACCUAAGUUUUAAAGUUUGUAUCCAAAGUGUCUAUGUAGAGACUAUACUGGUAAAUGUUUUAAAGACGUACUUAAUAUGCACUGAUGUUCAUAAUAUGAACUUUGUAUAUUAACACUAUUAAAGUUUUAUAUCCUUUAAAAAUUACAAGAAAGAAUUUUUACAAUUAUAUGUUAAUGAGCACUAUAAUAGGCACCUUACAGAGAAAGGGUUACUUAAAUCGUGAAUAAAAGCCAGGUAUUACCAAGUAUCAGUACUUUUCAGCAUUUUAUCGGAAAAGAAUUAAGACUCACAAAUUUUCCACAUACAAUACCACUUAUCCCAAGCGGACAAAGGAGAAUACUAGAGUUUUAAUUUUCCCUUAAAAAGUUUAAAAAAAAAAAAAAAAGCAGCAUCUCCUUUGAUACAGUUCCUCCAGCUUCUUUGGCUAUAUUGUAUAUUGUAAACAGAAAUAAACUACUGAUCCUAACACUCUAAAACCUAGGUGACUCUCUAAAGCAUGUAACUAUCUAGCCAAAUGUAUGGACAAUUAGUGAAAAUAUAAUACACCUGAGGCUUUCAUUAAAUUGAAAUUUGUGCCCAGUUUAAGCAAACGAAUCACUGAAAAACAUUCUAAGGUGAUUUAAAAUACUUGAAAUAAACAUCUUCCAAAAUUUCAGAAUGACUCAGUAAUUGGUUUCCAAAAUUACAAUUUCUUAAACCUACUCACUAAAAUAAGUUCUAGAAAGUCUUCCAAGACAAGUGUAUAUGUUUGAGGGAACAAUCUUUUCUCUCAAUUAUUGACUUUCUAUAUAUCUAAAUUUGGCUAGUUACUGCAGGUUAUCCACAUCUGUAAAUAUGAAGAGUUGAAACAAACAGCUUUUAUCAUGCUUUCUUAUUCAAUAAACUAAACGCAAGAAACCCUAAAUCAAAGUCAGUAGAUCAAGUCAUGCCCAGAAUCAAAAUAAGAAUGGGCCAGAAGUUAAAAUUACAGCGCUCUUAUUUAAUCAAAGUUAUUUGUUCAUCUCUCAACGUCCAUAACACAGCACUAAUAAGGUUUCUGAACAGUGCUGCUGGAAUACAGCUUUAACACGAAAGCCAGGAAUAAGACUGCAUACAUUCUGCAAAUGGAAAUCUACCCGAGCGUAUACCUGCAGAUACGACUUUGCACUCUCAACAGGUGACUUAAAAUUUAAAACUGGCUGCCUUCACAAGGGGCUUAAAAACUAAGAAAUUUCCAAGAAAAGAUAGCCCUUGCAAAAGGAUCUUUAUAUCAUCACUCCAGUAAUAAGUUUGGAAAGGCAUGGCUAAGGUAGCCGUCGAUCAAAAAGGUUCCAGGAAAACUGCGCAACAGCCUGGGGGCGAGGACCGAAACUUCUCCCCCCCCCCCCCCAUCCCCGACUUUCGCUCGGCCUUCCCCCAGAAACUCGGAACAGGGGGCCAGGACCGGCGUCUCCUGCGUGCGGGCAACAGUUGCCACGAGCAGCUGGGCUCAGGAAAGGCAAUUUGCCCAGCCAGUUGUCCCUUCUCCGUCGUCCCCUCCCACCUUCCCCCAAGGCCAAGGACAGCGACGUCGUCCUCCCUCUUCUCCUCCUCUUUGGUGCCUUCAGCCAGGAGGCGGGAGUGACCCGCAGCAGCUGACCCAGCAUAGGCACUGCCUCUCCCACAGCCCUCAGGACACACCAUGGGCCCAGAGGCGGGUUUGCAGCACAGCAGCGACGACGCAGGCGGAGGCCCCGGCGACUCUCAACUGCCUCCCUGACCGCCGCGAGCACCGCCCGACACCCCGAAAAGUCGUCGCCACCCACGGCAGGAGAAUCUAAGGACCCCCAAACCACCUUCGCGAUCGACUCAAGCUACGUCAACAACUAUGGCGGGCGACGGGAGGCGGGCGGAGCCGGGGAGGGAAGGAUGGGGGCUAUACGUCACACCCCGGCCCCCCUUGCGGGAGGGUAGGCGCCGGCUCGCCCCUCAAAAUGGCGGUGACAGUGACGCGCCUGCGUACGGAAUUCCUUCGCCGUCGCGCCCCGGCCGGCGGGAAGUGAGGUUCUCGGAAGAGCCGCCAGAAGUGUACGGCGACUUCGAGCCCCGGGUAGCCAAGGAAAAGUCCCCGGCGAGAAGACGAGUCCCGCUAGAAGAGUUCCGGCCUGAUUCUGAGAAAGAGGAAGUGAGAGAAAGCGCCUACUACCUUCGUUCUCGGCAGAGGAGGCAGCCGCGACUUCAGGAAGCCGAGGAGAUGAAGACGCGAAGGACUACCCGUCUACAGCAACAGCAGUCACAGCAGCCUCUGCUAGAGCCGUCUCCGGUUACGACCAGGAGAGGGUUACGGGACCCUCAUUCCUCUGAAGAGGAUGAACCAUCUUCACAAACUAUUUUAAGCCAAACAGUCUCAAAGAAAACUAUCCAGAGGACACAAGAAAUUCCAGUGCUGAGUGAAGAUCCUGUAAUUAGCCUGUGUAGACGCCCCCUAAGAAGCCCAAGACCUGAUUCGGCAUACAAAACAAAUGGAAAUACUAAAAUGAGUGAAUUAGAAGCCACUAGCAGCCAACAGAAGGUCAAUUUUUCUGAAGGAGAAGAAACUGAACAAGACGAUCAAGACAGCUCUGACAGUGAUAUUACUAUUCUUAAGGUCAGAUCCGGGGAUUCUCUUGAUUCUGGAGAUCAAACUACGAAAUCAAGUCAAUAUCCAGAAUCACUUUGGCGGUCAUCGCAAAGUCGAGACUUCAUAACUCUUGAUAAGCAACCUUCAGUGCUAAGCUCGGGAUAUCAAAAAAAACCUCAGGAACGGUUUGAACAAUCCACAAGAAUAAGGACUAAGAUGCAAACAUCAUCACCAGACAGGAGUUCAAUAUAUGGCAGUUUUUCAGAUGAUGACAGCAUUCAGAAAUCAGAACUUGGAAACCAGUUUCCAUCAACUUCCAGCCAAAAAGCAGCUGGACAACCCAAAAGUGCAUCUUUUGUCAAGAUGAAGUGGGGUUGCCUGCUCGUUCUGGUAGCUUCUUUUGCCAUCGGGAGUUUUCUCUUCGUUCGUACUCCUGAGGUAAAAACCACUCCUGUUCAAGAGUUCCAGAACCAGAUGAAACAACUUAUGAAUAAGUACCAAGGUCAAGAUGAGAAGCUGUGGAAAAGGAGCCUUAUAUUACUAGAAAGACAUCUGAAUAGCUCCCAGCCUCGGCCUCAGCCUGCUAUCUUGCUGCUCACUGCUGCUCGAGAUGCUGAAGAAGAACUGAAGUGUCUGAGUGAACAAAUUGCCGAUGCCUACUCUUCUUUCCACAGUGUCCGUGCCAUCCGGAUUGAUGGGGCGGACAAAGCUACUCAAGACAGUGAUACUGUCAAAGAAGAGGUAGACUGGGAACUGAGCAACGGGUUCACGAAUGGCCAGAACGCAGCGGUGGUACAUCGCUUUGAGUCACUGCCUGCAGGCUCCACUUUGAUCUUCUAUAAGUAUUGUGACCAUGAAAAUGCAGCCUUCAAAGAUGUAGCCUUAGUCCUGACUGUCUUGUUGGAGGAGGAGACGCUUGGAACCAGUCUAGGCCUAAAGGAGAUUGAAGAAAAAGUAAGAGAUUUCCUCAAAGUCAAGUUCACCAAUGCUGACACACCCAACUCCCACAAAUAUAUGGACCCGGAUAAAUUGAGUGGGCUCUGGAGCCGUAUUUCUCACUUGGUCCUGCCUGUCCAACCUGAAAAUGCCCUGAAAAGUGGCAUCUGCUUAUAAAGGGUGACAGAAGACAAAAUCAUGUCUCAAAUUCGGAGAAUUUUUCAGCCUUUCUAACCAGAGACAGAAUUCAGAGCUCUUUAUGAAAGAACUGGUUUCUUUUUAAAGGAUGUUAAAUUCUUAGGUAAACAUGGAACAUCUAACUCAUUUGUUCACCCUAAUUAUCUGUUAUUUGAGAGAAUCAUUUCCCUGUUUCCAUUAAGAUCUGCGUUAAUAAUCUCUGAGGACUACAACUUACACGCAGUCCCCUAGUCUGUUUAGACUCGGGGUUGAAUCAUUACUGCCGUGCUAUGACCAGACCAGGUUGGGGGGUACUGGGCUCCUUCCUAUGAAUCCUCCCAAGUUUAUAAGUUAGAUUUUUUCACAGAGUUUGCUAUUAGUAAGGCAGCUCUAUAAAUGCAACUGUGGGUUUUCCCAUUAUUCUCUUUUACCAUCAUUUAGGUGCGAGUUCCUUAGUCAGUUUCCACUUUUAGGAGCAAGAGUAAUGAAAGGUCAUCUGAGUGUGUUUGGAUUGUUUUCUUUGUUUUUGGAGGGCAGGAGAAGGAGGCAAGGAAAAGGAGAAAUUGUGGAAUGAGGAAGGUAAGGGGGAAAAUCUUCAAGAUGAAAUUUAAAAUAAGCCACUGAGACUUAGGUCAUUCAGGUAUAGCCAUAUGAUCUCUAUUCUCAGUGAAUUCUGCUGGGGUUUGUUUUUCACGUGUCCUUUUCCUUUAAGAAAUUUUUGGUCCUCCCAAGGAUUUUAAAGCAUGUAUAUAAUAAGAUUUAGCAUAUUUGUUCAUUUGACUCUUAAGGGUGUGGUCAGUUCAGAGCAGUUUAUUUUGGACAUAUCCUGAAGCCUUUGUUUUGAAUUAAGAAAUAUAAUCGCAGGAAUUGGUAAAUCAUUGGUUAACCGGCUUUCCUGGGCUAUCGAAGAAGGAUUUGAUUUUCUGAGUGCAGUUCUACAAAUAUAAAGAUGUACUAUGCACGUGAUAAAUUUUAUUAAGAGUGCCUCGAGCCAAAGAGAAAGCGAACUUUACCAUGUGUGGAGAAUGUUGAGAUGUACUACUGUGCAUUCCUGUACCGCUACAAUUUCAGUUGUAACCUGGCAUCUAUAACUGACCUUUCUCAUCUGUUGACUGCUUUGUUAUUCUUAAAAUCGUAAGAUUCUAGAUACACCUUUUUUUUUUUUUUUAAUUUCUACAAACCUCAAAUGAAAAUACUGUUUUUAGAAUACUAGAGGCAGUCAUUGGCUUUAUCAUUCACCUGUUGAGGAUCCUCCCAUGCCUGGUAGUAGAGUGUGGUCCGGUUCCUUCCAACUAGGACAACCCGUAUUCAUAAAUUUAUACCCUUUAUUGAAAAUUGUUCCUGACUGUCAGAAGUCAGGUCAUCUGAUUUAUAGAGGAUUCUAAAAACAAGAGUUUUUGAAAAGGCUUAUUUUGUACACACAUAUUAUAUGGAGAAACAAAUGUUUUUAUUAAAUGUUUCGCUGACCAAAAUAAUUUUAAAGAAAUUAAUGUUACUUAUGUCUUUCAGGAGAAAUAAUUGUAGCAGCUGAUCUGUAAAUGACUUUAGAAGCUAUUUUAGUAAUUUAAAUAAAUUUACUUUCUUGGUUUGUA